Manacus vitellinus (golden-collared manakin) is the source of this 1295-nucleotide messenger RNA. Its product is annotated as cytoplasmic phosphatidylinositol transfer protein 1. The record is from RefSeq and is a predicted model, not a curated record. Bases 85 to 1032 code for a protein of 315 amino acids. Lineage: Eukaryota; Metazoa; Chordata; Aves; Passeriformes; Pipridae. Gene Ontology annotation, molecular function: phosphatidylinositol binding; phosphatidylinositol transfer activity. Gene Ontology annotation, cellular component: cytoplasm. Gene Ontology annotation, biological process: phospholipid transport. The transcript is spliced from 9 exons.
CGUCCCCCCGUCUCUCCAGCAUGAGCUGUGCCCCCGCCGGCGCCUCCGCCUGACCCCCGCCGUGCCCGCCGUGCCCGUGUCACCAUGCUCAUCAAGGAGUACCGCAUCUGCAUGCCGCUCACCACCGAGGAGUACCGUGUGGGGCAGCUCUACACCAUCAGCAAGCACAGCCACCAGGAGAGCGAGAAGGGCGAGGGCGUGGAGGUGGUGAAGAACGAGCCCCACGAGGACCCCGUCCACGGCCCCGGCCAGUUCACUGAGAAGCGUGUCCACCUCUCCAGCAAACUGCCGAGCUGGGCACGGGCAGUGACCCCCCGAAUCUUCUACAUCACUGAGAAGGCCUGGAACUACUACCCCUACACCAUCACCGAGUACACGUGCUCCUUCCUGCCCAAAUUCUCCAUCUACAUCGAGACCAAGUACGAGGACAACUGCGGGGACAGUGAGAACAUCUUCCACAGUGACAAAAUCCUGGGCGACCACGAGGUCUCUUUCCUGGACAUUGCCUUCGACGAGAUCCCUGAGCGCUACUACCGCAGCCUGGAGGACCCCCGAUUCUUCAGCUCAGCCAAGACGGGCCGGGGGCCGCUGCGGGAGGGCUGGCGCCAGCACACCAAGCCCAUCAUGUGCUCCUACAAACUGGUGAGCGUCAAGUUCGAGGUGUGGGGGCUGCAGACGCGGGUGGAGCAGUUUGUGCACAAGGUGAUCCGGGACAUCCUGCUGAUCGGGCACCGGCAGGCGUUCGCCUGGGUGGACGAGUGGUGCGGGAUGACGAUGGAGGACGUGCGGCGCUACGAGCAGGAGACACAGGAGGCCACCAACGAGCUCAUCGGCCUGGUGGCACCUGCCAUCUCGGUCAGCGAGGUGGGGCAGCCGACAGCCACGCACUCGGCCCCUGCCAGCGCCCCCUCCACCCCCCUCAGCGACGAGGCCCCCGAGUUCCUCGCUCCCCCCAAGACUCGCCCGCGGAAGAAGUCGGCGCCAGAGACCCUGACACUGCCUGCGCUGCGGGAGCGCACUGGCGCCGAGUGAUGCUGGCAGUGCCACACCGGGCUGGACUGGGCCAGCUCCGCCGCCCACCACGGCCCCUCCGACAGGCACCGACCCCAGGGAGGGACCCGCCGUCGGGGCGCUGGGAGCCCCGGGGGGGUGCUGGCCUCCCUGAGCCACUGCGGGUGCCCAGGCAGGUCAGUGCCACCGCUGCCGUGCCACACCCGCUGGCUGCACCAGGAGAGGACACCAGGCCCGUGUGGGUCCCUGGCAGUGUCAGGCAGUGCUGCAGGAGCUGGUUCCUU